Molecule: messenger RNA, 5023 nt
Organism: Pantherophis guttatus
Lineage: Eukaryota; Metazoa; Chordata; Lepidosauria; Squamata; Colubridae
Gene: PITPNM1
Product: phosphatidylinositol transfer protein membrane associated 1
Biological process (GO): phospholipid transport
Cellular component (GO): cytoplasm
Molecular function (GO): phosphatidylcholine intramembrane carrier activity; metal ion binding; phosphatidylinositol binding
Source: RefSeq, a predicted model, not a curated record
UGGGGGGGGGAGAGAGCCCCAAGCCCCGAGUGUUGGGGACCCGGAGGCUGCACUUGCUUCCCCAGCCAGCUCCUUACUUGCCCGAUGCCGGCACAGCCGCCUUCCCACUGAACUGCAGCCCCCUCCCCCUUACGCUUUCCUUCCUCCGAUUCUCUGCUCUCUCAAAGGGCGAAAAAUACAAUGGGAGCCGACCGUUCGACCUCUAAGCAUCAGGAGAGGGCCUCUCACUGAAUACACAGGAGACCGGCCGUCUCCGUAUCCUGCAAACCCCACGAGGUCCACCUCCGGCUGGAGGCUUUGCCUGGCUUGCUGCCUCCGCCUGCCCGUCUCUCUCUCCGCGCGCCCACUUCGACGCUCCUUCACACGAGCAGCCCUUGCCCGCUCCCCUCCCAAUCGCACUCCCGCCUCCUCCUUCCCUCCCCCGCAAGGACUGCGGCUGAACGCGCUUCUCCGCCGCGGUGACGCGAGAGGCAGCGGGCUGGUUCGGUCUGUCGAUCCAUCCGUCCCCAGUCAGUGGGACUCCCCCGAUCGCGCUGCUUCUCGAGACCAUGCUCCCGCCAGCGCAGCAACCGAGCCCUGACAGCGCCCGGGCAGCCCCGGACAGAGAAAGGGCGGGUUCGAGGAGGGCUCAGUGAGGCCGGCGGUCUCUUUCCCUUCUCAACUCUCUCUCUCUCUUCCCCCCCCCCUCCCCCCCCCCUCCCUUCCCUUCCCCGCCCCCCCCGACGUCUUCCCCCGACGUAGCAUACCAUUGCUUCCAUCGCCGGCAUCCCUACAUCGAGCCACAGGAUCUGACAGUCAAGAUGCUGAUAAAAGAAUAUCAUAUACUGUUGCCCAUGAGCCUGACCGAAUACCAGGUGGCCCAACUUUACAUGAUUCAGAAAAAAAGCCGUGAGGAAUCCAGUGGCGAAGGCAGUGGGGUUGAAAUCCUGUCCAACCGACCAUAUGAUGAUGGUCCAGGAGGAAGUGGUCAAUAUACACAUAAGAUCUACCAUGUGGGCUCUCAUAUUCCUAGUUGGUUCCGUGCUCUCCUACCUAAGGCUGCUUUGCAGGUGGAGGAAGAAUCUUGGAAUGCCUACCCUUACACACGGACCAGAUACACAUGCCCCUUUGUGGAAAAAUUUUCAAUAGAGAUUGAGACUUACUACCGACCAGAUGCUGGAAAGCAAACCAAUGUGUUCAAUCUAAAUACCACAGAGCGCAGGCAAAGGAUUGUGGAUACUAUUGAUAUUGUACGGGAUCCCAUCUCACCCAGUGAAUACAAGAUAGAGGAAGAUCCACGACUGUACCAUUCGAUGAAGACGGGACGCGGACCUCUAGGAGAUGAUUGGCUAGACAGUGAAAAUACUGGGCCUUUUAUGUGUGCUUACAAGCUUUGUAAGGUGGAGUUUCGCUAUUGGGGCAUGCAGUCCAAGAUUGAACAAUUCAUCCAUGAUGUAGGUCUACGGAAAGUAAUGCUACGAGCUCAUCGCCAGGCCUGGUGUUGGCAGGACGAAUGGAUAGAUCUCACAAUGGAUGACAUUCGAAGGUUGGAGGAGGAAACAGCUCGUAUGCUGGCUCAGAAGAUGGCUACAUGCGUGGAACCUGAAUUAGGUCCUGGUGUGCCCAACCCUGAGUGUCCAGCUGAGUUAGGUGACCAUGAGACACAGGACAGAGUUGACAGCCUGAGGGCUCCCGAUUCCUCUCCAGAUGACCCGUUUGCAAAGCAGUGGUCAACUUCUUCUCGGUCCUCGUACUCUUCUCAACAUGCUGUUGCGGUAUCUCCACACAGUUUAUCAGAAUGGCGGAUGCAAAAUAUUGCACGGGACUCUGAGAACAGUUCCGAAGAGGAAUUCUUUGAUGCUCAUGAGGAUUUGUCUGACAGUGAUGAUGUGUUUGCAAAGGAAAUCACUAAGUGGAAUUCAAAUGACUUCCUUGAUACUCUGGAGCGACCCAAUGAACGGGAUGAGGUUCUAGUUGAUGCGAUUGGAGCAACCAAGUCAGAUAGUGAUGGUGCCCCCGUACCUGGCCCACCAGAGGUUGGCUCAGAAGGGCUCUCUGGGACCUGCCGUAUUCAUGCCCUUUUCCUGAUCCUCCACAGUGGCAACAUCCUAGACCAGGGUGUAGGAGAACCAGGCUCCAAACAGGCUGAUGUACAUACACUCACUGCUACCUUGGACUCAGUCACCCGACUGCACUUUCCUGAAGCAUUGGGGCACAUAGCAUUACGCCUAGUGCCCUGUCCACCGAUCUGUGCUGCUGCCUAUGUCCUGGUCUCCAAACUCAGCCCCUACAGCCACGAUGGCGACAGUCUGUCCAGUAGCCAAGAUCACAUCCCACUGGCUGCUUUGCCUCUGCUUGCAACCUCCUCGGGCAGUUAUCAGAGUGCCGUGGCAACAGUCAUUUCUCGCACCAACCAGGCUUAUGCCAGUUUCAUCCAUUCCCCUGAUGGCAUGGGCUUCUGUGGCCAGGUGCUGCUGAUUGGAGACUGUGUUGGGGGUAUCCUGGCCUUUGAUGCUCUUUGCCACAGUCGUGCUGGUGGGUCAGGAAGUCAUGGGAGCAGCCGUCGUGGCAGCAUGAAUGCUGAUCUCCUGUCUCCAGAGACUUCUGUGGUGCGAGACCCACUGCUCAAGAAGCCAGAAAUAUCAGGAGGGAUUGGCCGUGCCAGUCCUGAGCCAGGAGUACUUCCUCUUACUCCGAAAUAUUGCGACAGCGUAGCUCCAGAGAGUGACUCUUUACAACAGCAACAAAUCUUGUCCAGCCUGCAGUCUAGCGUGCCUGCCUCAGAAACAGAAGGAGACCCCCGACGCAGCAGUAACUCUUCAUCUUCGUUGGUGGAGACUUUUGAAGGCCCUAACAUGGUUGGGAAGCUGGAAUUUAAAGUGUCUGGUUUUUUCUUAUUUGGCUCCCCUCUGGGAUUGGUACUUGCACUUCGUAAGACAGUAAUGCCCGCCCUGGAUGUGGCUCAGAUGCGUCCGUCCUGUGAACAGAUCUAUAACUUGUUUCAUGCUGCUGACCCCUGUGCCUCCCGCCUAGAACCUCUGCUAGCUCAACAGUUUCAUGCUGUACCUCCUUUUGGGGUCCCCCGCUAUCAGAAAUAUCCCCUGGGAGAUGGCUCGUCCACUUUAUUAGCCGACGCCUUGCAGAGUCAUUCUUCCCUCUUUGUGAGUGAGCUAGACCUUGUGACACCACCCACUCCAACAGGUGCAUUUGGGGGCUUCUGGAAAGGAAAUGAGGGAGCUGCAAGUGACAGCACUGCAACCAGCACCAAUGAAGUUGUCAAGAUUCUGGAUCGUUGGUGGGGUUCAAAACGCAUCGACUAUUCUCUCUACUGCCCCGAGGCACUCACGGCCUUUCCCACCAUCACCCUGCCUCAUCUUUUCCAUGCCAGCUAUUGGGAAAGUGCUGAUGUGGCUGCCUUCAUCUUACGCCAGGUGAUUGAGACGGAGCAGCAUCAAGUGACUGAGAAUGAGGAGAGUUCGAUCUACAGCCCAGCAUUUCCCCGUGAAAAGUGGCAGCGCAAACGUACGCAAGUGAAGAUCCGGAAUGUUACAGCAAACCAUCGUGCCAGUGAUGCGAUUGUGUGUGAGGGACGACCCCAAGUCCUUAGUGGGCGCUUCAUGUAUGGUCCACUUGAUGUGGUAACUCUCACUGGAGAGAAGGUCGAUAUCUACAUCAUGGCACAGCCAUUGUCAGGGAAAUGGGUACAUUAUGGCACAGAAGUGACAAGUGGUAGCGGGAGGCUUUCUUACACCCUUCCUGAAGAGAAGAUGCUGGGCAUUGGCAUGUACCCUAUCCGUAUGGUGGUGAGAGGUGAUCACACCUAUGCUGAAUGCUUUCUGACAGUGGUAGCUAAGGGCACACCUUGUGUCGUCUUUAGUAUUGAUGGUUCCUUCACAGCUAGUGUCUCCAUUAUGGGCAGUGAUCCCAAGGUGCGAGCAGGUGCUGUUGAUGUGGUAAGGCAUUGGCAAGAUUCUGGUUUCAUGAUCAUCUAUGUGACAGGGCGUCCAGACAUGCAGAAGCACAGAGUGGUGGCUUGGCUUACCCAACAUAAUUUCCCACAUGGCAUUGUCUCUUUCUGUGAUGGCCUCACGCAUGACCCUCUUCGCCAGAAAGCUGCCUUUCUACAGGGCCUUCAGCAAGAGGCAGAGGUCACUAUUGUAGCUGCAUAUGGUUCCACCAAGGACAUCUCAGUUUAUAGCUCUUUAGGGCUCCCUUCAUCCCAGAUCUACAUUGUGGGUCGGGCUGUGAAGAAACUGCAAAGCCAAUGCCAGUUCCUUUCAGAUGGCUAUGUUGCCCAUCUAGCCCAGCUGGAAGCAGCCUCCCUCGCCCACUCGCCGAAAGGAACCACAAGGCCCACCUUGGGCAAAGGCAGUUAUGGCUGCCCUGCUCCUGUCGACUUCCUGCGCAAGCAGAGCCAGCUGUUGCGCUCCCGGGGACAGAGCCAGGUGGAACGAGAGGGAAUUGGAAGCACCCAGCCCCGAGCCAAAAUCCGGAGUGUCAGUCUGAAGCUGGAAAAAUGUGAGGCCUGUUAAGACUGGGUUAUAUCCAUUCUCCCAGCCUGUUCAUAGGUGAGGCAGUGGCCCCCAUAAUUUCUCAAGUCUUCCCACAAUUCUCUCCAGUUUAAGGUAGGGAGUAAUGGUUCAGAAAAAAAAUGCCUAUAUCUAUAUAUCUAUAUAUCUCCAUAUAUGGAUUCCAGCAUGGCCAUUUCACUUCCGAGGCUGAGCGCCUUGCUCCAGCCUCUACUUCAGUUGUCAGCCUUCAUCCUGCCUAUACCUCGUUGGUCGUUGGAUAUCUGCAUGAUACUGCCUUUCUGUGCAUGUAUUGUGUCCGGAAUGAGAGCACAGGAGUGUCAGGUUUAAGGAUGAAUCUGUACUUCCUUUCUGGACAUUUGGGGGGGUGGGGGGUGGGAUUUGCUUCACAGCGUCCGAAUUGCUGGGAAGUAGAGAGGCAGAAAGAAGAACCCUGCUUUGGAGGACUUAUGGGAGUUUUGCGUUCUUUCAAUGUGUUCACAAAACAAUAAAAUUUAAGUAUUAAACAUUGUAAA